This is a messenger RNA of Rattus rattus (black rat), 958 nucleotides long. RefSeq names its product heat shock protein family B (small) member 2 (gene Hspb2). The record is from RefSeq and is a predicted model, not a curated record. NCBI's taxonomy places the organism in Eukaryota, Metazoa, Chordata, Mammalia, Rodentia, Muridae. The transcript has 2 exons. Gene Ontology annotation, molecular function: protein folding chaperone; structural constituent of eye lens. Gene Ontology annotation, biological process: protein refolding; response to heat. Bases 211 to 759 code for a protein of 182 amino acids.
CCAGGCUGCGCUGAUCACACCCUCAUAGCUGCACUCUAGACUUAGGCUCCCACCCCUCCCCCAUCCCCCAGAGGCUCUGCACUAUUUUGGGUGGUGUAGACCCCGCCCCCACUCUGACUGAGUCCUGGCUCUCCCUCUGAAGCUGGAGGGGUCGCCUUGAUCUUGUUGGGGCUACACUUGGGAUCAGGGCUACUAGUCGCAACAGCAGUCAUGUCGGGCCGCACAGUGCCACACGCCCACCCAGCCACUGCCGAGUACGAAUUUGCCAACCCUAGCCGCCUGGGCGAGCAGCGCUUCGGAGAAGGCCUCCUGCCAGAAGAGAUCCUGACCCCCACCCUCUACCAUGGCUACUAUGUUCGGCCCCGGGCCGCCAGAGCUGGGGAGGGCGGCAGGGCAGGGGCCUCAGAGCUCAGGCUCAGUGAAGGCAAGUUCCAGGCAUUUCUGGAUGUGAGCCACUUUACCCCAGAUGAGGUGACCGUGAGGACUGUGGACAACCUGCUAGAGGUGUCUGCCCGACACCCCCAACGUCUGGACCGCCACGGCUUCGUGUCCCGAGAGUUCUGUCGCACCUAUGUCCUGCCUGCAGAUGUGGACCCCUGGCGGGUCAGAGCUGCUCUCUCCCAUGAUGGCAUCCUUAACUUGGAGGCACCGCGGGGUGGCCGGCAUCUGGACACGGAAGUCAAUGAGGUCUACAUCUCCCUGCUUCCUGCACCUCCUGACCCCGAGGAAGAGGAAGAGGUAGCCGGAGUUGAACCCUGACUGCCAGACCCAGAACCCGGUGAAUCCCCUGUCUACCUCCCGUGGUGAUUCCAGAAAUCCACCACACCCCAGAGGGAGCAGCAUCCCUGGGAGAUGGGAUAGGUGCAUUGUCCACAGUGUAUGGUUUGGUCCCUUGAUGAAUCAUAGCCUUCGAUUUAAUUCUGGGUGAGGCUAAAUAAACCAAAAUCUAGGGGCCUUG